Pseudopipra pipra is the source of this 2864-nucleotide messenger RNA. It is a transcript of the gene DNAJC16, whose product is annotated as DnaJ heat shock protein family (Hsp40) member C16. The record is from RefSeq and is a predicted model, not a curated record. NCBI's taxonomy places the organism in Eukaryota, Metazoa, Chordata, Aves, Passeriformes, Pipridae. Bases 51 to 2399 code for a protein of 782 amino acids. The transcript is spliced from 14 exons.
CGAGGGAAGGGCGGCCCGUCCGCUGCCUCCGCCCGCGGGGCCCGCCGGACAUGGAGCCGGGACGGGCCGCCUGGAUGCUCCUGCUGCCGCUGCUGCCGCUGCUCCUGCUGCUGCCGGCCCUGCCCGCGGCCGCGCCGGGGGACUUCGACCCCUACCGCGUGCUGGGGGUGGGCCGCGGCUCCAGCCAGGCCGACAUCAAGAAGGCCUACAAGCGGCUCGCCCGGGAAUGGCACCCUGACAAAAACAAGGACCCAGGAGCAGAAGACAGAUUCAUCCAGAUUAGCAAGGCCUACGAGAUUCUCUCCAACGAGGAAAAGAGGGCAAACUUCGAUCGCUAUGGAGAUGCUGGGGAAAGCCAGGGCUUCUCUCAGCACCAGCAUCGCCAGUUCCAUCGUUUCCACGACGGCUUCUAUUUCGACGAGUCCUUCUUCCACUUCCCUUUCAAUUCCGAGCGACGCGACACCUCCGACGAGAAGUAUUUGCUCCACUUUUCCCACUACAUCAAUGAAAUCGUGCCGGACAGUUUCAAGAAACCUUACCUCAUCAAAAUCACCUCGGACUGGUGCUUCAGCUGCAUCCACAUCGAGCCCGUGUGGAAGGAAGUCGCUCAGGAAUUGGAGGCGCUGGGAGUGGGAAUCGGUGUCGUGCACGCAGGGUACGAGCGGCGCCUCGCCCACCACCUGGGUGCCCACAGCACUCCCACCCUGCUGGGGCUCAUUAAUGGGAAAAUAACCUUCUUCCACAACGCCGUCGUUCGGGAAAACCUGCGGCAAUUCGUGGAGAACCUUCUGCCGGGGAAUCUUGUCGAAAAGAUUACAGAUAAAAACUACAUCCGCUUCCUCUCUGACUGGAGGAAGGACAACAAGCCCCACGUCCUGCUGUUUGAUCAUAUGCCAGUUGUGCCAUUACUGUACAAGCUGACUGCCUUUGCCUACCGAGACUACCUGUCCUUUGGGUAUGUGUACGUGGGACUCCGAGGCACCGAAGAGUUGUCCAGCCAGUACAACAUCAACGUCUACAGUCCCACCAUGAUGGUCUUCAAGGAGUACAUCGACCGGCCCGCUGACGUUGUGCAGGCACGAGAGAUGAAGAAGCAGCUCAUUGAUGACUUCCUUUCUCAGAAUAAGUUCCUCAUGGUGGCCAGACUCACCAACCAGAGGCUGUUCCAGGAGCUGUGUCCUGUCAAGAAGUCUCACCGUCAGCGGAAGCACUGCGUGGUCUUGCUUACUGGAGAAGGAGAGAAGUUUGCUGAGGCUUAUGAGGCCUUUUUGACUUUUGCUGUGGCCAACACAAAAGACACCCUGAAGUUUGUGUACAUCUAUAACGAACGGCAGCCAGAAUUUGCAGACGCCUUACUGAUGGAUGAUGAGAAGUACCGGGGAAGAUCAGCUGUGGUCAUUCUGGAGAGACGCAAUAACGCGGGGAAGAUUGCCUACAAAGCCUUGGAGGAGGCCUGGCAAGGCAGCAAGGAGGACAACUUCAUCCUCCUGGAUCUCCUGGACCAGCUGAGGACGGACCCUGGCCUUCUGUCAUCAGAGACUGUCGUGGCAGACCUGAAUGAUGAGCUCGCUCCUAUGUUCCUUAUCCGAUGGUUCUACUCCUCGCUGGACUACAUCUCAGACUGCUGGGACAGUUUGUUUCACAGUAACUGGCGAGAAAUGAUGCCGCUGCUGUCCUUGCUCUUCUCCGCGCUCUUCAUUCUCUUUGGCACCGUUAUUGUUCAGGCUUUCAGUGAUUCGAGCGACACAAGGGACUCUCCGCCCUCGGAGAAAGAAGAAGCCGCCACAAAGACGGAGAAGAACGACGUGAGCUUCAGCAAAGAGAGUAACAGCAGGAUUCCCAAAAAGGGCUUUGUUGAGGUGACUGAGCUAACGGACAUCAACUACACCAGUAACUUGGUGCGCCUGAGGCCGGGCCACAUGAACGUCGUCUUGAUCCUGUCCAACUCGACCAAAACCCCCCUGCUCCAGAAGUUCGCCCUGGAAGUCUACACAUUUACAGGGAGCAGCUCUCUUCAUUUCUCCUUCCUCAGCCUGGACAAGCACCGAGAGUGGCUGGAGUACCUGCUGGAGUUUGCGCAGGAUGCAGCCCCCAUCCCAAACCAGUACGACAAGCAUUUCCUGGAGCGCGACUACACGGGCUACGUCCUGGCUCUGAACGGCCACAAGAAAUACUUCUGCCUCUUUAAGCCUCACAGAUCAGGGGAUGAGGGGGGAACCCUGGGAUCCUGCGAGGAUUACGAUGCCUCACUACACGCGGAAGCCAGAGGGAAACCCUCCUGCAGCCCGGGAUCUAGAUCCAUUAAAAACAAAUUACACAAAUUGUCCUUUUGGAUGGAACGCCUCCUAGAGGGUUCCUUACAGAGGUUCUAUAUCCCCUCGUGGCCUGCGUUAGACUGAGGGAUUUUACAGAGAUUCUAAGGGACAAACUUUUUAUGAAGAUGACAAAGGACAGCUCUUUCCAGGAAUACACAAACAAGCGUGAUGAAUGGACCUUAGGUUUUAGGUGAACCCUCCUGGGGCCGGAGACUAAAACAUAUCUCCCCACGUCCGGAGCCCGGGAGCGCAGCCAAGCACACCCACCUGCCCUCCACUGACCCAUCGUGCGCUCGGACGCCGUCCUACCGAAGAGCCAAGAAGUCUGUUUUUCCCUUCUUGUCCUGCCACAUCUGCUUCCCAAGUCACCCCUGUUCCAUCUCUCGUUUUACCUCAGUUGAAGAAAAACCCUGUGACUUCUCUCGGCCCGGACCAGCCGCGGCCAGUGGUGCAGGUCGGGUCGCGGUUCUCUCUCUCCCCAUCCCCGUGUGCUUAGCCCAUGGUGCAGUGCAUGGUGUAACACUGGCAAGACCCUGCAGACCCUCCCAG